AUGCAAGUCUAUUACAUUUGUUUGGUUUUAUGGGCCGUAUUCGAAAGCGUUAUUUCAACAGCGUGUAUAUUUGGAUGGGCUCAACUGUUGGAAAUACUUCAUAGCGAACGUUAUUUCGCGUCUUAUUGUGAAACUAAUGAGGCUGAUUCUAACAAAACUAUUUCACAAUUAAAAAAUAGAACUUCUUCCAUCAGUGACGAUGUCAGCGACACUUGUGCAAGACAAGACAGUCUUCUUAUAUUGGCCUAUACAUUAUCUGCUUUCACAAGUUUUGUUUCAAUAUUUCUCGGUGGAAAAUUUUUGGAUGUUUUUGGCUUUAGAAAAGCAAGAGUAUUAUCAUGCUUCAUCUAUUUACUUGCUGGUGGAACGAUGUUUAUGUCAACGUAUGAUUUACAUGAAUUGCUCUUUCCUGGUUUACUUCUAACUGUAAUUGGUGGAGGAUUUUUUAUGGCAGUUUUAGUCAAGGUUUGUGGUGUUCUUCCUCAACGACGUUAUAUGGCCGUCAGUAUUAUAAAUGGAGCAAUUGAUUCAUCAGCAGUUGUCCUUCUUGUAUUUAAGUUGUGUUUCAAUGCUGGGGUUUCGUUCAGAAGCAUAAUCAUCGUUUACUAUGUCUUUGUCGUUGGUCAAGGCAUGUUGUUCACGUUUACGAUAUUUCCUAAAGAUCUGCCAGUGCCGGAUGACAUUGAAGAAGAUGUUAGGGAAAGCAACAGCUCUACAAAUGAAAAUACAGAACAAUUUACAUGUGAAAAUGCCUUUAUAUCUCGUGAAGUACAGGAAAACGACAAAGAGCAGAUUCAAGACAAAACAAGCCUCUCCUCGAUAAUCAAAAGUACCAAGUUUGUAAUGCACACAUGUUUUGUUUCCAUCGCCAGUUUACGCUCCUUUUCUGUUAUUGGAAUGAUCAACUCCUUGUUGAGACGUCUGGCAGAUGAUUUUGAAGAAGUCGAUUACUAUCUCACCAUUCUUGGAAUUAUUCAAUUUUGUGGAAUUAUUCUCUCUUUUGUUCCUGGAUUUCUUCUUGAUUGGGCUCCAGCUGGAAGGCAUCAAAACUUUUCAAUUAUUUUGUCUUUCAUACUCACGGGAUUGAUUUCAAUUCUUUUGACUGUUGGUCUUUUGAUACCAUUUCUUGAAUUUCAGGUUUUCAAUUUUUUUCUUUAUACUCUUCUGAGAUGCUUUUUAUAUUCUACACACGGGUCAUUUAUAAUGAAAGAGUUUCCUUUAUAUCAUGCUGGUGCCUUGUUUGGUUUAAGUCUCUUAGUUUCAGCUGUGGUUUCUUUGUCCCAAAUACCAAUGUUUGCUUUGAUGGAGGGACCGUAUGGCGGUGAUCCAACUUGCGUAAAUGUUGGUCUGUUGGUCUUUCAAAUCUUGGUGAUGAUUCACCCACUGUAUUUAUGGAGACACACUGGAGAUGAGGAAAAUAAAUACAAUUAUUGCACUAAUUUGUCACUAACAAACAAAGAAAAUGUGCGUUUGAAUUCUGAUAAUCAUUGUGAUUCCGAAAAUAAACUUUGACACCUUAACAGAAUCUAGGUGA
Dendronephthya gigantea is the source of this 1534-nucleotide messenger RNA. RefSeq names its product solute carrier family 43 member 3-like. NCBI's taxonomy places the organism in Eukaryota, Metazoa, Cnidaria, Anthozoa, Malacalcyonacea, Nephtheidae. Gene Ontology annotation, biological process: transmembrane transport. The coding region runs from base 1 to 1512 and encodes 503 amino acids. The transcript is spliced from 10 exons. Gene Ontology annotation, molecular function: transmembrane transporter activity. The record is from RefSeq and is a predicted model, not a curated record.